AUGACUACCGUCAUUGAUGUAUCUGGUCCUCGUGGAGCUAACGGACUAAAUGGAAGUAGUGCAGCAAUAUAUAGUUUCGGACUAGAAAAUGGUAACCAUGGAAGUGAUGCUACAAAUCCGACCAUGGGUACAGAUGCAGGAGAUAUUGAAUUGAAAAUAACUGAAAUAGAUAGUAUUGAUGGUGCCUCAAUUGAAUUUUUGGGACAAUAUCGUACACCAGGAUAUGUUGUUCAUGACUAUCAAAACACUUUCUCAUGCGAAAAAGUUAGUUUAUUUAUAUUAAGAGCACGAGGUGAUGGAGGGCAUGGAGGCAAUGGUGGUAAUGGUGCCGAGGGUUAUUCAGGAAUGGAUGCCACUCGAUCGACUCCUGGGACUGAUGGAGGAAGAGGCGGUAAUGAUGGCAAUGCAGGCGCAGGAACUAGGCAAGCACUAAUUCUAAUUUACAAAGCUUUGUUAAUACUUACUAUCAAUAUUUCUGAUUAUGUAUACAUUUAUAGUGGUGCAAAUGGUGGAAAAGGUGGCACGAUUACCUUGCAUAUGAAUGAUACAGACUCUGGAUUACUAAUGUUAUUUGUGGCUGCAUGGACUCCAAAUAUUUCUUACAGUUUAGAUGCAUAUGGAGGAAGGGGGGGAAAUGCUGGUUGCCAUGGACUACCAGGUAUAGGAGGGCAAGGUGGUCGUGGCGGCUAUAGUUAUUCAUGGUCAGAAACUGACGGAAGCAGAGAUCAAAUAAUUAGCUAUUAUUCUAAUCCAGGUGGCUCUCAGGGCCCUUCUGGUAGUAAUGGGAUAAUGGGUUUAACUCUAAUCUCAUAUUUCGCUUCCAGCGUUACAAACGAUGUUACAGAAUACAACGAAAUUUAUGACAUACGUUUGCAUGAGGUUAUUACUCACUCUACUACAGGAGCUUAUGAACCUGAUGCUAAAAUUAUUAUAGAUUCUAUAAUUGUUUACAAUAAAUCUAAUACUCCCACACCAAGACGGGAUAUCCGCGUUAAUAUAAAUAAUACAAUAUGGAUUUACAACCAAAAGCUAAAGGAGCAUAUCUUAUUGCCACAAAUGAUUGAUAAACUUACCAUUAAAGAAAUUAACUGUAAUCAACCUUUUUCAUUUCUUCUUGGAGGAUAUGUAGUAGAUAAGCCAGGUCCUCCUCUUCGAGUCACUGACUUAUUACACUUGACAGCAACAAUGACUGGAAUUGAAAGGAUAUUUUCUGCCUUUGAUUUCAAUGGCCAUUCCAUAAAUAUUCAAUUUCCUAUUGAACUCACUCGAGUUUUACACAUGAAUUCUAUGGUUGUUGAUCAUGCGGUUAAAGUUAUUUGGGAAGUGAAAAAUACAUCUAAAGUGGAUUUUGGCGUUCAAGCAAAAAAUGAACGUCUUAUCCGUGUUAGAUUGAGUAAAGUUGGUGGUGAAGUUUCACCUUCUGCCUUAAAAUUUGGGUUGAAAUCAGAUCAGAAAGGUGUUUCAACAAUUCCUCCAGUACAAAAUAUGGAAAAUGAAUAUAUUUUCGAGAUUCCUUUGCUAAAAGCUGGUGAAACAUUAAAGUUAGAGGCUGCUUUAACAUUAACCGAAGCAGAGGUAUUUGAAUUUGCAGACUUUUGGCUUUAUUUAGAACUUGGAAAAAUUGCCGAACCCUCCAUACCAAAAAUUGUUCAUAUUUUGUCUUUUGGUGUCAGAGUAUCAAUUAUCUAUCGUGGGUUUCCUCAAGGAUUUUAUCCUGAUGUUUUACUUGUUACAAAUCAUAAAACAACACGCGAUGAAUAUUUGGAAUGGGUCAAGUUGUUUAAAGAAAUUCUUGGUCUUCGAUUUUUCAUUUGGGAUAUUUCACAAAUGGGUCAUUUUAGUUUCAUAAGAGAUAUACAAACACUUUACUCGAACGAGCCCACUACAUUAAUGAAAGACCUUUCUGGAAAAACCAUGAUUAUAUUAGAUAACGAAUUUGUUUACGGAGAAUAUGGGCAAAAAGUAACUGCACGAAAUUUUAUAUUGAAGAGUGAGUGGAUUGAGGCAAUACAUAAGAAUGAUAACAAUGCUGGAAAAGAAGAAUGUGUAAAUGUAUUUGACGAACUUUUAACAAAUGCUUUUGAAGAAUUCAGAGAGAACAAGUCUGAAUAUGAAAAUGUUCGUGGAUUCUCACAAUUUUUGAUGGGAAAAGAAAAAGUUCCUUUGGAAAAUGUUCCUCCAGACAAUACAGAAGAAAAUAUCCCAAAAGAAAAUAAUCUAGAAGAAAAUAAUCUAGAAAAAAAUAAUCUAGAAGAAAAUGAUCCAGAAGAAAGUAAUUCAGAAGAAGAUAUUUUGGAAGAACAAUGUGACAUCAAGCAGCUUACCAAUGACCCUGCAAAAUUGAUUGAAGAAAUAACUGAAGUUACAAAAAUUGAUAAAAAUUUGAGGAAACUUCGUCCUCAUUUCCAGCAUCAUGUGAUAUAUGAAUGGAAAAAUGUAAAAUUGCGCUUAUUUCAAUCCAAAAAAAACCGUGAAAAAAAAGGUGGCAGUGUGAUUGUUAUACCAUCCAUGACAACCACAAAACGAAGA
Molecule: messenger RNA, 2529 nt
Organism: Dentiscutata erythropus
Lineage: Eukaryota; Fungi; Glomeromycota; Glomeromycetes; Diversisporales; Gigasporaceae
Source: the annotation of a GenBank genome assembly